This is a messenger RNA of Knipowitschia caucasica, 306 nucleotides long. NCBI's taxonomy places the organism in Eukaryota, Metazoa, Chordata, Actinopteri, Gobiiformes, Gobiidae. The record is from the annotation of a GenBank genome assembly.
AUGUUUGAAAUGGACGACCACGCUGUUGCUAGCUUGAUCGUUGCCGUUGCUAACUUUGUGGAUCUGAAGGAGAACAUACCGGAGUACAGCGACCGCUUGAAGAAGGACCUUACCCGGAAGUCAAGAAGCGACAACCUCAACCUCCCGCUGCUGAACCCAGACCUCAUCAGAAAUACAUAUGCCAGUGCGGACUCCAUUUUUCUCAUCUGGAGUCUACUGUUGCGGCACAAAAACAUGAAUUUCCCCGCGCGCCGUACAAACCCGGCUUCUGCAGCCCCGGUGGAUGCACUCUCCGUUUAUGAGUGA